AUGGCUCCACAACCAGUCCCAUUCCCAGGCUUCACCCCGAUAUCUGAUCGGGUAUACAUUCGCGACGGCAAUGAGAAAUCCAAGCCAGUCCCGGCCGACGAGCCAACGACUAUUCUGAUCUCCGGCUGGGGAGACGGCAUGCCCAAGCACGUCACUAAAUACUCCGAGGGGUACCAUGAGCUCUAUCCAUCCGCUCGAAUCAUCGUCGUUCUGUCGCGCACCCUCCAGGCCUCGAAUCAGCCCGAGGAAGACAGAAUUCAGGCCAUGAUGCCAGUCGUCGAUACCAUCUUCCCCACUCCGACAGGCGAUGGUGUUGAAGAACGCGUCCUCAUCCAUGCGAUGUCCAACACGGGCGCGAUCUUCGCCGCAGCCGCUGUCGUCGGUUACCAGCGUCGUCAUGGCAAGGAUAAGACUUUCCCGCAUAAGUUGCUGGUCUGUGAUUCCACGCCUGGAAGUUUGGACUUUGCUUCGCAGGUUGGUCGCUGGUCGCGGGCGAUGGCGGUCGGCACGGCCAAGUUCUUCCCUUGGCCGUUCAUCAUCACCCAGGGACUGUGGUAUAUUUUCCUCUGGGCCAAUUAUGCUUGGGAGGUUCUCCGUGGCUCUGAGGCGUCUGGCGUCUGGGCCAAUCGAGUCAUGAAUGAUCAGUCGAUCAUUACUACCGAAGCAAACAGACUUUAUCUGUACUCCAAGGAGGACGAGAUUAUUGGAUGGAAGGAUUUGGAAGAGAACGUGGCGCAGGUCAAAGCACAGGGCUACCCCGUCGAAUUAGAGAUGUUUGAAGGCUCACCGCAUGUUGGACAUAUGAGGCUGCAUCCGGAGCAGUAUUGGAACAGGAUCGCUGGUAGCUGGAAGCAGGCGAUGGCCAAGGAGUGA
Molecule: messenger RNA, 873 nt
Organism: Penicillium olsonii
Lineage: Eukaryota; Fungi; Ascomycota; Eurotiomycetes; Eurotiales; Aspergillaceae
Source: the annotation of a GenBank genome assembly